Molecule: messenger RNA, 936 nt
Organism: Fulvia fulva
Lineage: Eukaryota; Fungi; Ascomycota; Dothideomycetes; Mycosphaerellales; Mycosphaerellaceae
Product: Beta-lactamase hydrolase-like protein
Exons: 1
Coding region: 1-936 (311 amino acids)
Source: RefSeq, a predicted model, not a curated record
AUGGCUUGCCCGAUGAACUCAUUCUCGGGUGCCCUCCCUGGAUCGGAGGACUAUGUUAUUCACGACUUCUUCGAUCCGAGCACGAAAGCGUGGCAAUAUAUUAUUGUCGAUCCAGGGACCAGGAGCUGCGUGCUGAUUGACCCCGUUCUGGAUCAUACCAAGGAUCGGAUCGCGAUUUCGACACAGGCGGCGGAUAGGCUGCUGUCGUUUGUGAAGAGCAACAGCUACCGCGUUGAUAUUAUGCUGGAGACUCUAUCCUCUUCGAGCCUCAAUCGGUCUGGAGCUUGGUAUCUGCGGUCUCAGCUGCUGAAGAUACAGGGACACGCCCCGAGAGUUUGUGGAACGCAGGCUGCGCAGCCGUUUGGAAAGCUUUUUGCGAGGAAGUAUGGGUUUGCCCCGAAUACGAAUAGUGAUGAGGAGUUUGUGGAUGGGGACUCGAUUCACGUUGGGCAUAUGAAGAUCACUAUGCUUCAGCUUCCUGGACUCCAGACCCCGGAUGGAAGGGCUUACCAGAUCGGCGAGAACGUCUUCGGCGCACAUUCCGUGGCGAGCCUGAAGACGAAGAUGCAGCAGGACAGUGCAUCACUACACACUACCGGUGCAGACGGGAUCCAUCGGGCUUGGUCCAGCUUUCAAAAGAUCCUGGGGAUGCCGGCACAUUACAAGCUGUACUUUGAUCAAGAGUCUGGUGCUAAUCUUGCCACGCCGAAGACGAAGGUCAAGUUUGGUGGCGCGGAUGAGGAAGCUGUGGUGGGGAGACCUUAUUCCACUGUUGCAGAGUGUCGGCCCACUGGCGAUGAGAUCAGGGCUAUGGCUGAGGAGACGGAGGUUCUGCUGGAUACUCAAAGCAGCAGUCCAGCCCCGGUGGCCCCGCUACCGAAGCAGAAGCUGAAGAGUUCGAAGAGCGGGUUCUUCUCGAGGAGUAAGAAGAGCUGA